AUGUUGUUGUGGUUGGAGCCGUGGUUGUCGUGGUUGGAGGAGAUGUUGUUGUGGUUGGAGCCGUGGUUGUUGUGGUUGGAGGAGAUGUCGUUGUGGUUGGAGCCGUGGUUGUUGUGGUUGGAGGAGAUGUCGUUGUGGUUGGAGCCGUGGUUGUCUUGGUUGGAGGAGAUGUCGUUGUGGUUGGAGCCGUGGUUGUUGUGGUUGGAGGAGAUGUUGUUGUGGAUGAAGCCGUGGUUGUCGUGGUUGGAGGAGAUGUUGUUGUGGUUGGAGCCGUGGUUGGAGGAGAUGUCGUGGUGGUUGGAGCCGUGGUUGUCGUGGUUGGAGGAGAUGUUGUUGUGGUUGGAGCCGUGGUUGUCGUGGUUGGAGGAGAUGUUGUUGUGGUUGGAGCCGUGGUUGUCGUGGUUGGAGGAGAUGUUGUUGUGGUUGGAGCCGUGGUUGGAGGAGAUGUUGUGGUGGUUGGAGCCGUGGUUGUCGUGGUUGGAGGAGAUGUUGUUGUGGUUGGAGCCGUGGUUGUCGUGGUUGGAGGAGAUGUUGUUGUGGUUGGAAGCCGUGGUUGUUGUGGUUGGAGGAGAUGUCGUUGUGGUUGGAGCCGUGGUUGUUGUGGUUGGAGGAGAUGUUGUGGUGGUUGGAGGCGUGGUUGUUGUGGUUGGAGGAGAUGUUGUGGUUGGAGCCGUGGUUGUCGUGGUUGGAGGAGAUGUUGUUGUGGUUGGAGCCGUGGUUGUCGUGGUUGGAGGAGAUGUUGUUGUGGUUGGAGCCGUGGUUGUCGUGGUUGGAGGAGAUGUUGUUGUGGUUGGAGCCGUGGUUGUCGUGGUUGGAGGAGAUGUUGUUGUGGUUGGAGCCGUGGUUGUUGUGGUUGUAGGAGAUGUUGUUGUGGUUGGAGCCGUGGUUGUCGUGGUUGGAGGAGAUGUUGUUGUGGAUGGAGCCGUGGUUGUCGUGGUUGGAGGAGAUGUUGUUGUGGUUGGAGCUGUGGUUGUCGUGGUCGGAGGAGAUGUUGUUGUGGUUGGAGCCGUGGUUGGAGGAGAUGUUGUUGUGGUUGGAGCCGUGGUUUUCGUGGUUGGAGGAGAUGUUGUUGUGGUUGGAGCCGUGGUUGUCGUGGUUGGAGGAGAUGUCGUUGUGGUUGGAGCCGUGGGUGUCGUGGUUGGAGGAGAUGUUGUUGUGGUUGGAGCUGUGGUUGUCGUGGUUGGAGGAGAUGUUGUUGUGGUUGGAGCCGUGGUUGUUGUGGUUGGAGGAGAUGUCGUUGUGGUUGGAGGAGAUGUUGUUGUGGUUGGAGCCGUGGUUGUCGUGGUUGGAGGAGAUGUUGUUGUGGUUGGAGCUGUGGUUGUAGGAGAUGUUGUUGUGGUUGGAGCCGUGGUUGUCGUGGUUGGAGGAGAUGUUGUUGUGGUUGGAGCCGUGGUUGUCGUGGUUGGAGGAGAUGUUGUUGUGGUUGUCGUGGUUGGAGGAGAUGUUGUUGUGGUUGGAGCUGUGGUUGUCGUGGUUGGAGGAGAUGUUGUUGUGGUUGGAGCCGUGGUUGUCGUGGUUGGAGGAGAUGUUGUUGUGGUUGGAGCCGUGGUUGGAGGAGAUGUUGUUGUGGUUGGAGCUGUGGUUGUUGUGGUUGGAGGAGAUGUUGUUGUGGUUGGAGCCGUGGUUGUUGUGGUUGGAGGAGAUGUUGUUGUGGUUGGAGCCGUGGUUGUCGUGGUUGGAGAUGUUGUUGUGGUUGGAGCUGUGGUUGUCGUGGUUGGAGGAGAUGUUGUUGUGGUUGGAGCUGUGGUUGUCGUGGUUGGAGGAGAUGUUGUUGUGGUUGGAGCCGUGGUUGUCGUGGUUGGAGGAGAUGUUGUUGUGGUUGGAGCCGUGGUUGUCGUGGUUGGAGGAGAUGUUGUUGUGGUUGGAGCCGUGGUUGGAGGAGAUGUUGUUGUGGUUGGAGCCGUGGUUGUCGUGGUUGGAGGAGAUGUUGUUGUGGUUGGAGCUGUGGUUGUUGUGGUUGGAGGAGAUGUUGUUGUGGUUGGAGCCGUGGUCGUUGUGUUGUCGUGGUUGGAGGAGCUGUGGUUGUUGUGGUUGGAGGAGUUAGGAGCUGUUGUUGUUGUGGUUGGAGGAGCUGUGGUUGUCGUGGUUGGAGGAGAUGUUGUUGUGGUUGGAGCCGUGGUUGUCGUGGUUGGAGGAGAUGUUGUUGUGGUUGGAGCCGUGGUUGUUGUGGUUGGAGGAGAUGUCGUUGUGGUUGGAGCCGUGGUUGUUGUGGUUGGAGGAGAUGUCGUUGUGGUUGGAGCCGUGGUUGUCUUGGUUGGAGGAGAUGUCGUUGUGGUUGGAGCCGUGGUUGUUGUGGUUGGAGGAGAUGUUGUUGUGGAUGAAGCCGUGGUUGUCGUGGUUGGAGGAGAUGUUGUUGUGGUUGGAGCCGUGGUUGGAGGAGAUGUUGUGGUGGUUGGAGCCGUGGUUGUCGUGGUUGGAGGAGAUGUUGUUGUGGUUGGAGCCGUGGUUGUCGUGGUUGGAGGAGAUGUUGUUGUGGUUGGAGCCGUGGUUGUCGUGGUUGGAGGAGAUGUUGUUGUGGUUGGAGCCGUGGUUGGAGGAGAUGUUGUGGUGGUUGGAGCCGUGGUUGUCGUGGUUGGAGGAGAUGUUGUUGUGGUUGGAGCCGUGGUUGUCGUGGUUGGAGGAGAUGUUGUUGUGGUUGGAGCCGUGGUUGUUGUGGUUGGAGGAGAUGUCGUUGUGGUUGGAGCCGUGGUUGUUGUGGUUGGAGGAGAUGUUGUGGUGGUUGGAGCCGUGGUUGUUGUGGUUGGAGGAGAUGUUGUGGUUGGAGCCGUGGUUGUCGUGGUUGGAGGAGAUGUUGUUGUGGUUGGAGCCGUGGUUGUCGUGGUUGGAGGAGAUGUUGUUGUGGUUGGAGCCGUGGUUGUCGUGGUUGGAGGAGAUGUUGUUGUGGUUGGAGCCGUGGUUGUCGUGGUUGGAGGAGAUGUUGUUGUGGUUGGAGCCGUGGUUGUUGUGGUUGGAGGAGAUGUUGUUGUGGUUGGAGCCGUGGUUGUCGUGGUUGGAGGAGAUGUUGUUGUGGUUGGAGCCGUGGUUGUCGUGGUUGGAGGAGAUGUUGUUGUGGUUGGAGCUGUGGUUGUCGUGGUUGGAGGAGAUAUUGUUGUGGUUGGAGCCGUGGUUGUCGUGGUUGGAGGAGAUGUUGUUGUGGAUGAAGCCGUGGUUGUCGUGGUUGGAGGAGAUGUUGUUGUGGUUGGAGCCGUGGUUGUCGUGGUUGGAGGAGAUGUUGUUGUGGUUGGAGCCGUGGUUGGAAGAGAUGUUGUUGUGGUUGGAGCCGUGGUUGGAGGAGAUGUUGUUGUGGUUGGAGCCGUGGUUGUCGUGGUUGGAGGAGAUGUUGUUGUGGAUGAAGCCGUGGUUGUCGUGGUUGGAGGAGAUGUUGUUGUGGUUGGAGCCGUGGUUGUCGUGGUUGGAGGAGAUGUUGUUGUGGUUGGAGCCGUGGUUGGAAGAGAUGUUGUUGUGGUUGGAGCCGUGGUUGGAGCCGUGGUUGGAGGAGAUGUUGUUGUGGUUGGAGCCGUGGUUGUCGUGGUUGGAGGAGAUGUUGUUGUGGUUGGAGCCGUGGUUGGAAGAGAUGUUGUUGUGGUUGGAGCCGUGGUUGGAAGAGAUGUUGUUGUGGUUGGAGCCGUGGUUGGAGGAGAUGUUGUUGUGGUUGGAGCCGUGGUUGGAGGAGCUGUUGUUGUCGUGGUUGGAGCUGUAGUUGUCGUGGUUGGAGGAGCUGUGGUUGUUGUGGUUGGAGGAGCUGUAGUAGUCGUGGUUGGAAGAGCUGUAGUGGUUGUGGUUGGAGGAGCUGUUGUUGUCGUGGUUAGAGCCGUGGUCGUUGUGGUUGGAGGAGCUUUAUUUGUAGUUGUUGGAGGAGCUGUUGUUGUCGUGGUUAGAGGAGCUGUUGUUGUUGUGGUUGGAGGAGCUGUAGUUGUAGUGGUUGGAGGAGCUGUAGUUGUUGUGGUUGGAGGAGCUGUAGUUGUUGUGGUUGGAGGAGCUGUAUUUGUCGUGGUUGGAGCUGUGGUCGUUGUGGUUGGAGGAGCUGUAGUUGGGCUGUAG
This is a messenger RNA of Knipowitschia caucasica, 4020 nucleotides long. NCBI's taxonomy places the organism in Eukaryota, Metazoa, Chordata, Actinopteri, Gobiiformes, Gobiidae. The record is from the annotation of a GenBank genome assembly.